AGCAUGUAGGCUAGCCGGUUAGCAUGUGGAGGAUGUUGAUGUGAACGUAUUUGGCAUAUCUUGUUACUGAAAGACCUAACUAUAGAUCGACGCCUGUUUCAGUGAACUGUAAUCACUUUUGUCGCUAGGUGGUUGAUCUUGUAAUCGCUUUGGCCUCUCAGUUUUCGUAGAUAUUCGGUCUUUGUGGCUACCAUGUGAUUUGAAUGUCAGCCGGCUUGUUGACGAAUUGACAGUUUUGUUAUCCUUGAAGCGUCUGAUUAGUCUUCCUGACCUGCUAAACCUUGAUUGACAUGGCUGCCAAUGGAGCAAGCUGUGAACAGCCUCAGAAACGCGGAGGAGCUAGAGACAAACAGAAUGGAAAGUCUACAGACUCCUCCUUAAGAGAGCGGCGACAGAGAGAUAAGGAAGAUCGCCUUUCACUGGUGGUAUGGAGACGGCCUAUCACCACACUACACUAUUUCCUUCUGGAGACCCUCAUUAAGCUAAAGGAGUGGACAUUUAAACUUUGGCAACGACGAAGUGCCGUUUUCUUAGUUUUGGUGUUAUGUGCUCUGUUCUCCAUUGCUUACUCCACCGAGGGAGCACAUCAACAAUAUGUUGAGUAUCUGGAGAAGAAGUUCUUGUGGUGCGCUUACUGGGUUGGCCUUGGGAUUCUUUCCUCAGUAGGCCUUGGGACUGGUCUACACACCUUCCUCCUCUAUCUGGGUCCCCACAUAGCAUCAGUUACCCUGGCGGCAUACGAAUGCGGAUCCACAGACUUCCCAGAGCCUCCGUACCCGGACCAGAUUGUCUGUCCCCAAGGUGGAGGAGCAGAGGGAAGCAUUUCCCUCUUCUCAAUCAUGUCAAAGGUUCGCUUGGAAGCGUGCAUGUGGGGUGCAGGCACAGCCAUCGGAGAACUGCCUCCGUAUUUCAUGGCCAGAGCGGCUCGUCAAUCAGGAGCUGAUCCAGAUGAUGAAGACUAUGAGGAGUUUGAGGAGAUGCUGGAGCAGGCCGAGGGUGCUCAGGACUUUGUCACAAGAGCCAAACUGGGCGUCCAGCAUAUGGUGCAGAGAGUGGGAUUUUUUGGGAUAUUGGCUUGUGCCUCUAUCCCUAAUCCUCUCUUCGACCUGGCUGGAAUUACCUGCGGUCAUUUCCUGGUUCCCUUCUGGACAUUCUUUGGAGCUACUCUGAUUGGGAAAGCCAUCAUCAAGAUGCACAUACAGAAACUAUUUGUGAUAAUCACCUUCAGCAAGCACAUAGUGGAGCAGAUGGUGUCCCUCAUUGGGUCUGUGCCCAAAGUGGGACCUGCUCUCCAGAAGCCCUUCAGCCAGUACCUGGAAGCACAGAGGAACAAGCUGCACCAUGCUGGAGGAAGCACACAGGCGGACGAGAACUGGCUUUCUUGGGUCUUUGAGAAGGUGGUGCUGGUCAUGGUCUGCUACUUUGUCAUCUCCAUCGUCAACUCCAUGGCUCAGAGCUACACCAAACGCCUGCAGCAGCAGAGGCACUCAGAGGAGAAGACCAAGUGAUGAUGGCACAAAGUGGUACAAACAUCCAGAAGUGACUCUUUCCUGCUGCUGCUGAGAGAGCCUCCACUCAGCCCCUCACUACUAAACAACCCCUCCACCCUGCCCUGCCCCGCCCCGCCCCGCCCCACCGCCCUCCCAUCCCAUCCAACCCAUUCUUAGAGGCUGAGCGCUCGGGAAACAAAAAAACAGGCACUAUUUGUUGGUGUGUGUGUUUUUGGAGGAUGUCUGUAUUUACUGUUCUACAGGUUUUGUAGUUCUUCCUCUCAUCUCACUCUGUAGUGUGACUGGUUCUCUCUCUGAUCUUAACAUGUUACUUUAAAUUAACCCUUCAUUGACCUCAGAAGUAAAGCAGCGGUUCGGUGGAGACUGCUGUGUUAGGGCAGUGCCCAUCAGAUGCUAUGCCUUAUGCAAGACAGGAGGCUCUCACCUCCCUGAAUACAGUUCUUGACUUAAAACUUGAUUUUUAUUUAAUUUUGUACCAUAAAUGUGUGGAUGGAUCUUGACUCGUCUGUGCUGCCAAGAUAACUGCUCCGGAUGGUCUUUCUUUUCAGGGUUUAGCUUUCCUCAUGUGUUUGUCCUGUUAAAGAAGACUUUUUUUCAUUUAUUUCUGGAAUCGUCUGUUUAAAACAACGGAGAAAAAAGCAAUAUCAACUUAACAGUGUGGUAUUGAUUGUUUGCACAUUGUGUAAAUAUCUUAAUAUCUUUUUGACAGUAUGCGCAGAUGUGUUUCUAUGCUAAUGGUCUGUGUGGACAUGAGUUGACUUGAACCAAAACAACAACAACAAAAAAAAAAAAAAUAUCAUUUGUAAAGUUACAUUGUACUCUCGGCUAACUAGUCCCAUUUCUAUUCUGUACAUUUAGAUUGAACCUUGGAUCGGAUCAUAUAAAAAACAUGUAAAUCAUA
Messenger RNA from Cheilinus undulatus (humphead wrasse), 2412 nucleotides. RefSeq names its product vacuole membrane protein 1 (gene vmp1). The record is from RefSeq and is a predicted model, not a curated record. Bases 291 to 1508 code for a protein of 405 amino acids. The transcript is spliced from 12 exons. NCBI's taxonomy places the organism in Eukaryota, Metazoa, Chordata, Actinopteri, Labriformes, Labridae.